AGCAGCAGAGGAACCCCUCUGUUCCUCUGCGGGUUUCGCUUCAUCGUGUGCCUUGGACAGCAGAUUAUUUUCACUAUACCUUGGUGGCAUGAACAAGAAUUGUGGCUUACUGGUCGGUGAUACAGCAGUGAAGGACUGGGCUAACAGCCUCGGCCUUCAUUGCCUUCACUGCGCACUUCAGCAGGAAGAUUACCUGGAGGUUGGGGGAUUCAGGUGAGCCGCAUAAGCGCCUGCCUUGGAAGCACGCAGUCAUGAGUUCUAUCCCCGCACCCCCCAAAAAAAAAAAAAAAAUUUACCCGGAGGUGUGCACACGGUGGGUUUUAUAGGCGGGUCCUGAACUUCAGAUUUGUCUAGCUCCAAGCUUAAGUAGAGGUUCACAAACUUUCGCCUUCUCUCUUGGGGAGUUUCCUGAAACCCAACUCUGCCACCAAAUAGGGUUUGCGCGCUCUUUCCUCCAGAGGAAGCAAGCAGUUGGGAUGCCUUUAAAGGAGGCAAAGGUUGGAAGUACACAAGCAAUACCUGUUCAGGAACAGGUGCUUGCUUUUCCAUCCAGGCCCAUGUUUUAAGCCGUCGCAGCCAGCAAGGGCCCACCUUAGUGUGUGUUCUUCAUCUUUCCCUAAAGCUAAAACUUCUCGAGCCAAGAGGGUGGGACUGGCUACAGGGUGUAUAAGGUAAGGCCCAAGCUGGGCGGGAGGGAGAGGCUGCUAGCCUAAAAAGAGUAUGUGAGGAAACAGCCUCUAGCCCAAGCCAGAGACCCUGGGGUCCUCACCGUCAGGAGAGGGCCAAACCUGCUGAGCCAGGCUGUCCCCUCGCCUACGCCCACGCCCACUCCCAGCACCUGGAUCCCGACCUUUAGCUGGUGUCUCCGCCUCUUCGCUCUGCUGACUGUCGCACCUCCCGAGCCCUAGACAGUUUUCCAGUCGCCAGCCAGUAGAACGGGCCAGGCUCUGGAGGGUGCUCCGGAAGUCAUGGAGGUCCUGGUUCUGGCUAGAUACCGCGCCCAGAAAGAGGACGAGCUGAGCCUGGCGACUGGAGACGUGGUCCGGCAGGUGCGCCAGGGGCCCGCGAAGGGCUGGCUCUGCGGAGAGCUGGGGGGCCGUUAUGGCUUCUUCCCUAAGUGUCUGGUACAGGAGAUUCCAGAAGCCCUAAGGGUUGCUGGAGAGGCGCUGAGACCACGCUGCGCGCGUCGCCGACGGCACCCGUCCAAACCUCAGGGCCCACAAAGAUGGUGCAAAGUAACCUUCAACUACAGCCCGGAGCAGGCAGACGAGCUGAAGCUGCACGCUGGGGAGACUGUGGAAGUAAUAAAGGAGAUUGAGGACGGCUGGUGGCUGGGGAAGAAGAACGGUCAGCUGGGAGCCUUCCCAUCCAACUUUGUGGAGUUGCUGGACAGUAGGCCCCCAAGCGUUGGUAACACAGACGUGCCUUCCAUCAGGCCUGGUUCUCAGCAACUUCCCAAGCUGGGUAGCCUGACCAGUGAGAGCCCUCCAGACUACCUGCUGUCAGCCUCCUACCCUGAGACCUACAGGGCCUUGUUUGACUACCAGCCAGAGGCCCCUGAUGAGUUGCCACUGAAGAGGGGCGAUAAAGUGAAAAUACUGAGAAAGCACACAGAGGAUAAGGGCUGGUGGGAAGGAGAGUGUCGAGGCAGAAGAGGCGUUUUUCCAGACAACUUUGUGCUCCCACCACCCCCAGUCAAGAAGCUUGUCCCUCGGACAGUGGUAUCUCGGGAAUCAGUUUCUAAGGAACCAAAGAAAUUGAUAGCCAGAACAUCCCUCUCUGCUACCAAGAAGCUGGGGAUAGCUCCCACUAGGCCCAGCAAAGCCAAGACUCUCUGUGGAGAUAGUCAGAAGUGCCCCUCCCGAGAUGCAGGUUCCAGUGGCAGCUUCCACAGUGGGGGUCUAGGGCAACCUGGCAGAAAAGGAUCCAAAACCCAGGUUCCCCGGCAGCACUCUGCACCCAGUCAGAUAUCCAGGCCUCUGCUGAGACUGUCCCCAUCGCCACAGAGGGGAGAUCACAGCAGCUUGACCAAGGCCCCCACCAAAGAGAAGACUCUAUCUCCAGAUAAGGUCCCCAAUCCAGAGAAAAUCCCAGCUUCCGACAAAGUCCACAAUCCAGAGGAGACCCCGCCUCAACAUAAGACCCCAAAUCCAGAGAAGACUCCAACUUUGGAGAAGACCUCCACCCCAGAGAAGGUUUUUUCUAUGGAUGUGGUCCUUGCCCCGGAAGUUCAACCUAAAGAGGAAGUCCUUGGCCCAAAGGGGGACCCCAUCCUAGAAAAGCUCAUGACCCCAGAACAAGGGCUUCCAGAAGAGCCCUCCCUGGGAAAGCACACUCAGCCCCAGUGCUUCUCUCCUCAGGAAGGCCUGCAGGGGGGCCAGGGUCUUGUGGCCAAGGGGACUCAGCCCCAAGAAGAGGUCCCCAAGCUAGAGGAGGCUCCCUUGCACCUCAGCUCCUCAGAGACCUGCUAUUAUGUGAAAAGCCAGGGGGACAGCUCCAUGUUACAAGAGGAGUCCAAAUCCCAGGCGGGUUCCCUAUCUGGGUCUAAGAGGGCCGGGCCCCCCGAGGAGGCCGCAGCCCUCCAGAAAGAGGCACCUGUAGAGGAGAAACACACCCCAAAAGACACCAAAAAGCAGGGGGGCCCUGAUCCUCAACCCCCACACACUAUCAAGCUGACUGCAGACCCCCAGGAGACUCCUGCCCUCCAUUCCCUGGUUGUGCAAAACUCUGGAAACAAGAAUGCGGAUACCAGUGCGCAAGUGAUGUCGCUAAUGAACGAGGUGAAGUUUCUCAGGAGCGCCCUGGAGCGUCUGGAGCUGCAGCUGCAAAGUAAGAUGGCUGAGGUCUCCGAGGAGCUGAAGAGCGAGCGGGAGAAGCGCCGCGCUCUGGAGGUUCAGAUGAUGCAGAUGACACAGACGACCCCGUCCCCAACGCGGGGCUUCAACGCGGCGACAGAGACGGAGUCGGAGACGCAGACACACUGAGAGGACCACCUACUGGCUUCCUUUCAUUCCACUUUGGGGAGCGCAAGAAAGUAAACUCUGAAGUGGACGCGC
Molecule: messenger RNA, 3056 nt
Organism: Cavia porcellus (domestic guinea pig)
Lineage: Eukaryota; Metazoa; Chordata; Mammalia; Rodentia; Caviidae
Gene: Mnmip1
Product: SH3 domain containing 21
Exons: 16
Coding region: 969-2984 (671 amino acids)
Biological process (GO): cell migration; actin filament organization
Molecular function (GO): protein binding
Source: RefSeq, a predicted model, not a curated record